GUGUGUUCAUUCAACCUUAGAUCCUUUCUCUCUCAUGUCAUUCUUAGAUGUGGACAGCUCCUGCAUCACAAUUUGGUGAUAACUAUAAAAUUUCUUGAAUAUAGCAUUUGAUUUUGGUUUGAUGCAACAGAAACCAUUCAAAGGAAGAGAUUGUUGAGAAGAUAUACGAAGAGGGUGCCAUUUAUGUGUGUGUUGUAGUGGCUGUUUGAUGGAGAAUUGGCAAUCAAUUUAUGUUUCAGUAUUUGAUGGAAUCUAGAAUGUGAAGGGUUAUUAUCCAUGAUAGUUCUCAGUUAUGGGGUUCAUAAACAUAGAGAAGAAAUGGAUAUAUCCUUUCAUCGUGUGUUCUGCUGUGGGCAUGCUCUUUCUAGUAACAUCCUUCAACAUGGGUCUUGUCUCCUCAAUUCACUCCAUCAAUUCCCUAUUUUUCUUUCUCCCAUCUCAUUUGCGCACAAACCAAUCUGCCUCCGUUUUCGUUGAGAAGAAGGCUUCUCCUGCGCCGGCGCCGGCUAAGGCUAAGCCUUCAAUUCCUCGCUUUGCUUACUUGAUUUCCGGCUCCAAAGGUGACUUGGAAAAGCUUUGGAGGACCCUUCAUGCACUUUACCAUCCUUUAAACCAUUAUGUUGUUCAUAUGGACCUGGAGGCGCCGCUUGAGGAAAGGAUGGAGAUUGCACAUAGAAUUGAGAGACAACAUGUCUUUGCCGAGGUUGGAAAUGUUUAUGUAAUCACAAAGGCUAACAUGGUCACUUACCGAGGGCCAACGAUGGUUGCUAAUACUCUUCAUGCUUGUGCCAUUCUGCUCAAGAGAAGUAAAGACUGGGACUGGUUUAUUAACCUUAGUGCUUCAGACUAUCCUCUUGUGACUCAGGAUGAUCUGAUAUAUACCUUUGCAGAUUUAGAUAGAAACCUUAACUUCAUUGAGCACACAAGUCGGUUAGGGUGGAAGUUUGAUAAACGAGCAAUGCCUUUAAUUGUAGACCCCGGGCUUUAUUUGUCAACCAAAUCUGAUGUAUAUUGGGUCAAUCCUAAGAGAGCUCUGCCAACAGCAUUUAAACUAUUCACUGGUUCUGCAUGGAUGGUUUUAUCACAUGACUUUGUUGAAUAUAUUGUUUGGGGAUGGGAUAAUCUGCCAAGGACCCUUCUCAUGUACUACACAAAUUUUCUGUCUUCCCCUGAAGGCUACUUUCAAACUGUUGCAUGCAAUGUGCCAGAGUUAGCCAAAACCCUUGUCAACACUGACUUGCAUUAUAUUGCAUGGGACAACCCUCCUAAGCAGCACCCUCAUGUCCUUAACAUCAAUGACACAGACAAAAUGGUUGAAAGUGGUGCUGCCUUUGCAAGAAAGUUUCAACAAGAUGAUGCAGCCUUGGAUUUUCUUGAUAAAAAAAUCCUCAGAAGGAGAAAUGGACUAUUCCCGUUAGGUGGUUGGUGCACUGGCAAACCAAAAUGUUCCGAGAUUGGAAACAUUUAUAAACUCAAACCUGGUCCAGGAGCUCAAAGGCUUCAUCGCCUCGUUGCCAGCUUAACGUUGAAGGCUAAAUCUGGUGAGGAUCAGUGUACAUAGGUCCUGUUGUUGGGAAGUUUUGUGGUUGGAGAUGGAAGAGUUGGAUAGAUGAAGGUUGUUUUUAUAACCAGAUACAUUGGUAUUCCAGCACCAGACAAAUUUUUGAGGUUAGAAUGCAAUUGCACUUCAUUCAUAAUACAGAAAACCAAUCCUAGAUAUCUGUUAACUUAGCCGUAGUUAGUUGCCUCUAUGUGAAGUACCAAAGAUGGCAUGAGGGUCAUGUUUCUUUUUGUAGGUUCUUUUCAUGUAGAGGUAACACAAUUUUUUAGCAGCAUCUUAAUGUCCCGGAAUUUUAUCAGUUUUGUUUAUGUUUUUUAACAGAAGUUGGACAAUUAAAUUUUAGGCUCAAUCAGCCAAAAUUUCUGCUAGAUAUUUAUUUGUCAUGAUCAAUAUUUCAGUGGAGUAUACAUAUCUGGAUUCGUAUAUUUGUUAGUUUUCUCUAGCUUAGUGGUAAUGGUUGUCCAUGAUGAACAAUCUAGUGAAUCACAACCGAGAGAUUCUCCUUUAGAAGCAUUCAAGCUUCCUUCGAUUGACAACAAAGAAAUAUGUUGACUAA
Cajanus cajan (pigeon pea) is the source of this 2117-nucleotide messenger RNA. RefSeq names its product beta-glucuronosyltransferase GlcAT14A. The record is from RefSeq and is a predicted model, not a curated record. Lineage: Eukaryota; Viridiplantae; Streptophyta; Magnoliopsida; Fabales; Fabaceae. Gene Ontology annotation, molecular function: glucuronosyltransferase activity. Gene Ontology annotation, cellular component: membrane.